UCGCGAUCGCAACGCUUACUGGAAGACCACCAACCUAUGACCUCCACCGCUUCGCCGAUUAUAAAUAUCGCGUCUAAGAAGAAGGGAUCGUGAACGCUAAACAACAAUAGCGAGAGCGCGACGAAAAAAGAGCACAAAUGCCAGAUAAAGAAAUGUAAUCAUAUGCGCGCGCGCGGAAGCAAACGUAAAUCUUGGCGCCUGCGCGUUUUCCGAGGCGUCCGGUUCUACGGAUACGGUGGAAAGAUACAAGCGAAAUCACGGGAGCGGUCGUUUUCGUCGAAUCCGCGACCAGGGAAAGCCAGUCGAUCGCGACAGGUUUUUUUUAGAUCGCACGUGAUUUAAGGAGAGCGGAGGAGAAGAGGAGUCAUGACAGGCACGACGGACCCGCUGGUGAGUAUCGAUUUUCGCGACGUCUAUUUCGUCGAAUUCGUAGUGUUCCGCGUUCGUGGUCGUGCUUCCACCUCUCGUGAGCCAGAAAAUCCACUCCGAGGUUAUUUUUACGAGCGUACGCGGCAUGAGGAAACAACGACGGUUCAGCCUUCAUGGAAGCGCGACGGAUGUACGCAUUCACGCGCACGCGCGCGCGCGUACGCAUGGGCGCACGUGGUUCAUGACGGGUCGUCGGAUGCUUAUCCGUCGGUGUGAACAUCCUCGACAUUUAUCUUCUCGACUCGAGGUGUACGCAAAGCAACAACGAUAACGCGAACUAAGCGGUUUCUGUGUCGCAAAAGACGCUCGAAAAACGCGCCCUCGUCACAUGUCAUUUCCCGCGAGAUCGCACGAACGGAACGAAGAAAUGUAGGGUCAACCUCGGUGAUUCACUCGUGGCGCUUUGCCAAAUGCAAAUUCAAUCAUUUUCAGCAAAUCGAACUCCGCAUAAAGCGCCGCACGCGCUAUUUACUCCCGAAGCGUUGUGUUCUCGAUCAAAGGUUUGAAAUCGCCCGGCUUGCGAAUCAGGAAGUCCGAGUCCCGCUAUCAGUUAUCCACCCACACGUAUUCGUCCAAACAUGUCCGCGUUAAUCGACGAUGAAAGACGAGCUGUGUGUGUGUGUCGUCGAUGAGUAGUGGUGAUUCAGCGUAUUCGGAUAUUCAAAGGAGGAGGGCAUCGCCCUUUACCAAGCGUGUUGUGUAACGAGCGUUGCAUGCUCCGGGUGCUCUCUCCACGUUACACAGGUACAUUACAUGUACAUCGUUGUUGUACGUACGCGAUGGACCGCCUGAAAUAAACUCGAGGCGCGGAGAACGUCCCGCCGCGAGGCAAAAAUGGCUGUUUCGCUCAGAGCCGCAAGUCAGAAGUGCGCGCGACGGUUUCGACGGCUCGUGAGACGCGCGAAACUUGUAUUGAUCGGCACGCUGAAAGAAACGUCACCAAAGGGGGAGAUCGUAACUCAAGCUUCGUCCGGCUCGGAUAAGUAUCGUGAUAGCAAACGGACGCAAUGGAGACAAUGGCUGGCAUGCAUAUCAGCGACUCUAUCGAUGGUGGCGGUCGGUACCGUUUACGGAUGGACCACCACGUCGCUCUCCCGGCUGGCAUCCGGCGCCAGCGACGUGCCGAUAAAGAUAACCGACGACGAGGGUUCCUGGAUCGUGUCACUGACGGUGAUCGGCUCCAUGAUCGGCCCGUUCCUCGGCGCGAGUCUCGCCGACAGAUACGGCCGUAAGAAAUGCCUGCUGCUGGCCAGCGGCUUCUUCAUGAUCGGCUGGACCGUCAUACUGUUCGCUCAAAGCGUGUCGGCGCUCUACGUCUCCAGGGUGAUUCUCGGCGUCGGCGUGGGCAUCUCGUACACGACCAACCCCAUGUACGUGUCGGAGGUCGCCGACGUCGGGAUCCGCGGCGCCCUCGGCACUUUGAUCGCCGUCAACGUGUUCACUGGCUCGCUGCUGACUUGCAGCAUCGGACCCUGGGUGUCUUAUCGGGUCUUAGCCGCGAUACUACUCGCGGUACCGAUUCUCUUCGUGGCGUGCUUCUCUUGGUUCCCCGAGACGCCCGCUUUCCUCGCUGCUAGAGGUCGCAAAGCGGAAGCCACCAGAUCCCUGGCCUUUUUCAAGGGUAUCCGCGAUCGGGACGAAGCUCGCAGAGAGCUGGAGGUUGCUCUCCGAGGGGUCUUCAUCCAAGACGUCUGCGACAAUAUUCCCGUCACCGGGCCCGGUGCGAGAACCGAGCCGGUCAAGCGCAGCUGGCUCGGCAAGCUGAAGCUGAUGUUGUUGCCCAGCAACGCUCGAGCGCUCGGCAUCAUACUGGGCCUGGUGGCGGCGCAGCAGCUUAGCGGAAAUUUCAGCACUAUGCAGUACCUCGAAGUGCUCUUCAAGAAGGCUGCUAUCGGCAUCGACUCCAACCUGGCUACGAUACUAGUACUCGCGGUCGGCCUCGUUUCAGGAGGAUUAUCGACUGCGACUGUCGAGGGCGCGGGCAGACGCCCGCUGCUGAUCGCCUCCACUCUGGCGUCCUCCAUUACCCUCGCUGUCUUGGCGAUAUACCUCAUGCUCGACAGCAGGGGCGUCGACGUAUCCGCGGCGAAUCUACUCCCGGUGGUCGACGUGAUCGUCUUUCAGGUGGCCUUUCAACUUGGAUUGGGCACGUUGCCGAAUGCGCUCAUCGGCGAGCUGUUCCCCACGGAAGUGAAAGCAUUCGCCGGCGCUAUCAUCACCGUCUUCGACGGUGUGCUCGGUUUCGCCGUCUCCAAGCUGUAUCAAGUCAUCGGCAAUCUGUUGGGCGCGCACGCCGUUUACUAUUUCUUCGCGGCCUCGUGCUUAUUGGCGUUCCUGAUGGUGAUAUUCGUCGUGCCCGAGACCAAGGGUCGGACGUUCCGCGAGAUCCAGGAGCUCUUGCAACGCGAGAGGAAGACGGACGACGAGAGGAAUCAAACUGUCGCGAUAUGACAGAGGGAGAGGCGCCGCGCAGAACGCGGCGCGAACUCGCCGCCGCGUUAUCGGCCGUUCUUUUCGAGACGACGGACGUUCUCGUUGGCGAUUACUUAUCUUCGUCUGUACAUACAUUGCGUUCGCGACGGGGGCGCGGCGGGCCGUAAAGACGCGCGCCCGCGAUGUACGUACCGCGUGACCGUAUCUGCCGCCGGGGAAUUAAAAAAAAACAUCAUCGUAGAAUCAUUUUAGAAAGUGUAGAUCCUGUAGAUCCUGUGAUUUCUCGAUGAUUUUAUUUUUAUUGCAAUUCUUUUCUUUAUGUACGAGUUAUCGCGCGAAUAUUUCUAGGAUGAUAAUUGCAAAAUUCGCCACGUGUUCAAUUGUUAAAACUUCGCUGCGAGAAACACACGUUAUCUUUGAUACGGUCUUCUUUUUCUUUUCGUACGUCUCACGCCAGUUGUUACGCAGAUUGGAUAUUUAAGGGACGUCAGUUGUGAGGGUUUCUCUCAUACGCGGAAGAUAAAAUAUUUAAGUAAGAAAACUGGGAGAAAUGGACGGAAAUAGAAGACUCUAGCAGAGUAUAAUUUUUUUAGUAAACGCCGCAUCUCUUCUUCUGAAACGUAAAAGUUGGGAGUGAAGAGAAAAAUCGCAAGGUUAUUCGGUAAUAGAAAAAAAAAAUAAUACUGCCACAUAUACAUUCUAGUAUUACACCUGAAGAAGCGCCUUUUACAAGUAUUCUAUAAUACAUAGUCACUGAUUCACACGUGUAUGACAUAAAUAAUAAUAUAUAUAUAAAGGACGUCUGAAAAUUCUAGGUCUAACAUUCGUAUACAAGUAAAACGGAUCGAACUGGACAGAAAAGUCAUAUACCAUUUUGCAAAUUUUGCGGAUAGUUAUUAAGAAGAUAAUUAAAUAAUAUGAGCGAAUGAAUUCACAUGAAACAACAGAUCGAACUCUGUUGGUGUGGAUAGAGAAAGAUGUCUUACUUUUUAGGAUCUUUCAACACAACGGUGAGUAUCAACUGAUAGCGAGAGACUUCCUUCUUUUCGGCGCACAGCUGCAUAUCAUACGCCACUCGCUGCAUUAUUCCGCUUCUCGCUAUCAGCUAGUACCCAUCAUCGCUAGGGAAUCCUAAGAAGUAAGGUAAUUUUUCUUAGAAGGUAAUUUUUUUAGAAGUUGAAAACCAUUCCAAGUUACAAGUUGAAAAACUUUCUUUAUACAUGCCUUCAGAGUCCUACUCUUUCCUGUGAGUUCAUUUGCUUAUAUAGUUUAAUUAAUUCCUUAAACUAUUGCAAAAUUUGUAAAAUGGUACAGGACUUCGCUGUUCAGUUCGAUUCGUUUCGUUUACACACGAGUUUUGUCUGGAAUUUUCAGGUAGCCUGUAAAUAAAUAUUUUUAUUUUAUAUAUUCAGCCUAUCUCUCGAAUAAUUCAAUCGCACCGAGUGUAAUUUUUGCCACUCAUUCAAAAGAUUCGAUUAGUGAAAGCGAGUUUAGAUAACUGUAUGUUUGCGCCAUUAUGAUAAGAAGCCAUAUAAAAUAUGUUUUCCAUAUAUGUAUAUAGAUAUACACACAUAUACAUGUAUAUUUUUUGCAGAGCGCACAUUCGUAAAGGUGGCGCAAUCUUCGCGCGAUGUUUUCUCGUGCAAGGUUUAGUUGAAGCCGUAAAAAUUUCAAUUUGUAGAACAUCCUGUAUACGAGGAUUUCGCGCAACCAGAUCUCUCGUACGAUGGUAGCAGAUAAAAUAUUUUAGCUCAGUGCUAUUUUGAUAGAAACAAUGUUUCCGGUCAAACGCGCGCUCCAAAGAAUAGAUAGCUAUCAACUUUUAAACGAAUGUUUUCGGUGUAAAUAUGAAUAUUAAAGACACACGCAUCGUGUAUUUUAAAAGCUUUGUCACGCAAAGUGUGUAUAUAUAUAUAUAAAAAAAAAGAGAUAUUUUGGUGUGUCAGAAUUUUGUUAAAUACAAAAG
Dinoponera quadriceps is the source of this 4828-nucleotide messenger RNA. RefSeq names its product facilitated trehalose transporter Tret1-like. Gene Ontology annotation, cellular component: membrane. Gene Ontology annotation, molecular function: transmembrane transporter activity. The transcript has 3 exons. The record is from RefSeq and is a predicted model, not a curated record. NCBI's taxonomy places the organism in Eukaryota, Metazoa, Arthropoda, Insecta, Hymenoptera, Formicidae. Gene Ontology annotation, biological process: transmembrane transport. Bases 1264 to 2880 code for a protein of 538 amino acids.